Eruca vesicaria subsp. sativa (arugula) is the source of this 1331-nucleotide messenger RNA. The record is from the annotation of a GenBank genome assembly. Lineage: Eukaryota; Viridiplantae; Streptophyta; Magnoliopsida; Brassicales; Brassicaceae.
AAAAUCGAGUGAACUUCUAAGACUCUAAAAGAGAAAGAGGCGUACGCAUCGCUGUGGGGAGGCGUAAAUCGAAUGAGUAGCUAACAUACGUUUUCAGAAAGACGCUGCUGAGUGUGUGUGUAGAGGACGACAAAGACGAUUCACUUUUUCCCGCCGCUUCCAUUUGCCUUCCCCAGAACCCUCAGGUAGUGAGAAAAAUGUUGUGGGUAGACAAGUACAGGCCUAAAUCGCUAGACAAGGUCAUCGUUCAUGAGGACAUCGCUCAAAAUCUCAAGAAAUUGGUUACGGAGCAAGAUUGUCCGCAUUUGCUGUUCUAUGGGCCGUCAGGUUCGGGUAAGAAAACCCUAAUCAUGGCGCUUCUCAAGCAGAUUUAUGGUGCCAGUGCUGAGAAGGUGAAAGUGGAGAACAGGGCAUGGAAAGUUGAUGCUGGGAGUAGAACUAUUGAUCUGGAGCUCACUACAUUAUCAAGCACCAAUCAUGUGGAGCUUACUCCAAGUGAUGCAGGCUUUCAAGAUAGAUACAUCGUUCAAGAGAUCAUUAAAGAAAUGGCCAAGAACAGACCAAUUGACACCAAAGGAAAGAAGGGAUACAAGGUGUUGGUACUAAAUGAAGUUGACAAGCUCUCACGAGAAGCACAACAUUCUCUGCGGAGAACCAUGGAGAAGUAUAGCUCAUCUUGCCGUCUCAUCUUAUGCUGUAACAGUUCUUCAAAGGUUACAGAAGCGAUCAAGUCUCGUUGUCUCAAUGUGCGGAUAAAUGCACCUUCACAGGAAGAGAUAGUGAAAGUGUUGGAGUUCGUUGCAAAGAAAGAAAGCCUGCAACUGCCCCACGGUUUUGCUGCUCGUAUUGCUGAAAAAUCAAAUCGCAGUCUUAGGAGAGCUAUUCUGUCACUUGAAACUUGUCGUGUCCAAAACUAUCCAUUCACAGAUAAACAAGUGAUAUCUCCCAUGGAUUGGGAAGAGUAUGUUUCUGAAAUAGCAACUGACAUGCUGAGGGAACAGAGCCCUAAAAGUUUGUUUCAGGUACGCGGGAAGGUAUACGAGCUGCUAGUUAAUUGCAUUCCACCAGAAGUCAUACUGAAGGUUUCAAACAAAAAUACCCAAUUAUAUUAUUUAUUGUGCCUUUUUACACAUAGUUUUAUGCUUUUACAGAGUCUUCUUCAUGAAUUGCUGAGGAAACUGGACUCAGAGCUAAAGCUUGAAGUCUGCCACUGGGCCGCAUAUUAUGAACAUCGGAUGAGGUUAGGUCAGAAAGCCAUAUUUCACAUAGAAGCAUUUGUGGCCAAGUUUAUGAGCGUAUACAAGAACUUCCUCAUUUCAACAUUUGGGUAG